Molecule: messenger RNA, 1253 nt
Organism: Sinocyclocheilus rhinocerous
Lineage: Eukaryota; Metazoa; Chordata; Actinopteri; Cypriniformes; Cyprinidae
Product: FK506-binding protein 3-like
Exons: 4
Coding region: 323-931 (202 amino acids)
Source: RefSeq, a predicted model, not a curated record
UUCUAUAGUUGGGCUGUGUUAACUGUAGCGACGUCUCUCUCCACUCUUUUCAAGCACCGCUCAGGUGAGCAGGGAUCUGCCGAUCGUUAAAAAAAAAAAUACACCAGACCAGGAAGGAAGCGAAUGAACUUGGUCUUAAGUGACAAAAUAUUUUAAAAUCUGUGUUAAUAUCACGGAGAAAACACAGCGCUUGCUCUUCAACAUAAUGCUAGUGUCUUGUGGGAGGGGUUAGUUUCAGCGACAGGUAACUCUGAUAAUCUGUACACCUGCACGAGAAAGACAGCUCGUGAGUCCGGUCCAGUUUCCGCCUGAGUCCUCCAUCAUGAAGUUUCCUGCACUGCUGUUGGCUUUUUUCUUGGUGUGUAGUCUGGGUAUCGCUGGCUACAUCCAUUCCAGACGUAAGCAGGAGACGCAACUGAGUAAACAGGCUUCAUUUCAAGAUAUUAAGUUCAGAGUGACCAGAGAUGUUCUGGGAGAAUACCAGGAUCAGCUGACCCAGUCCAACACACUGCUAAAAAAGACUAAAACAGAGGUGGACACACUAACCAAAGACCUGUCCGUAGACAAGACCUUUGUAGAGAAGAAAAAAAGUGACGUUGAUACAUGUAAAGGAGACAAGAAACGAUUAACAGAUGAAAUUGCUGCUGCAGAGUCAGAGAAGAAACAUAUCCAGAGUGAGUUUGUCAAGGAGAAGUCCCAUUGGGCAACGGAGGUUGAAUCUCUACAAAAACAACUGGAGCAGCUGAGCACACUUUGCAAGUACAUUGACAAGACCUCUGAGGAGGGAAAAAAACUGUGUAACAUAACCAAAGAGCCAGAGGCAAAGCCUAAGGAAUCACAAGCAGAAAAACCCAAGGCAGAGGAACUCAAUGCUGAACAACCGAAACCCGAGGAACCAAAAGCUGAACAGCCAAAAGCAGAUGUGCAGUGAAGAAAAACCAAGUGGAUGAGUAUGUGUGCGUUAGGAAAAUGGAGAACAAUACCACAUCAGCGUCCACUGGAGAAUUGUAUUCGACGAUUAACUAACCUGAACAUCUUGCUUGGGUUGAUCUCCAGCAUUCCACAGGCAGCACUGAAAUGAGACGCUUUGGGUUCAAGGUUUGCCUGACAACAUCACAUGUGGUCUGUCAUAAUGCUGCUGUGUUUUCUGACAAAUAAUUGUGUUUAUGAGGAAUAUGGGAUGAUGCAUGUGUUAAUCAAUUGUAAUUUGAUGUCAACUUUACCCACAAUUAAAUUAUGAAAAUUAUGAAAAA